Messenger RNA from Mytilus trossulus (common blue mussel), 2455 nucleotides. RefSeq names its product mesencephalic astrocyte-derived neurotrophic factor homolog. NCBI's taxonomy places the organism in Eukaryota, Metazoa, Mollusca, Bivalvia, Mytilida, Mytilidae. The coding region runs from base 188 to 739 and encodes 183 amino acids. The transcript has 4 exons. Gene Ontology annotation, biological process: dopaminergic neuron differentiation; neuron projection development. The record is from RefSeq and is a predicted model, not a curated record. Gene Ontology annotation, cellular component: endoplasmic reticulum.
AUUUUAUCCAAUCAAAUUACGCCAAGUACAUGUGCUUCCUGUGAUACACGUCUGUCAAAAUUUGCGUAAACGAAGUAAAUACUCUAAAACGUCAAAGUUGAAUGAAACUUAGUAAAAAAUUCAGAUAAUUUAUCAAAAGAUUCAAAGAAAACUCAGUUAACUUAAUUGUGCUCGUUGUAAACUGAGAAUGAAGAUUGAAAUUGUAUCUUGGGUGGCACUUUCGUGUCUCUGGUUAAUGAUUGCCGGUUCUGCCGCUUUGAAAGAAGGGGAAUGUGAAGUCUGUGUCAAAGUUUUAGACAGAUUCGUCAAAUCCAUUGACGAGGAUGUAAAAAAGAGUCAAGAUAAAGUAGAACAAGAAUUGAAAAAUUUCUGCAAAAAAUUGAAAAAUAAAGAAGAACGAUUUUGUUACUACAUAGGUGGACUAGAAACUUCAGCAACAAAUAUUCUACGUAUGAUAUCUAAACCAAUUGGCUACCACAUGCCUGCAGAAAAACUGUGUAGUAAACUGAAAGACGCAGAUGGUCAGAUCUGUGAACUGAAAUAUGAUAAAGAAAUUGAUCUGUCAUCAGUUAAUUUGAAGAAAUUGAAAGUAAAAGAUUUGAAAAAGAUUUUAUCUAACUGGGGAGAAGAUAAUGCAUGUAAAGGAUGUGCUGAAAAGUCAGACUUUAUUAAAGUGGUAGAGGAUCUAAUGCCCAAGUAUGCUCCAGAGGCUGCUAAAAAGAGGAAGACAGAGUUAUAAUGUUAAUAACACUUAGGGAAAACAAACUAUUAUAACUAUUGAGUAUUGUUAGACUAUUCAAAGGAAAAGAAAUUUUUGUUUUAUACAUCUGCAGAAGUUUAUGGCUGUUUAGUGGUAUUUGUUUAUGUAUAGUUAUUUUUUACUGUAAAAGAGUGCUAAGAAGUCUAUUUCUUUCAAACUUCAGCUUUAAAAACUCAAAUACAAUUUUUCUUACACCUACAUGUAAAUAAGGGAAACAUUCAAAGUAAAACCCCAUUACAACCAUGUAAACAGUUAAAAAAGAUGGGUGAUAUUAGUAUAUGUUGAGCUACAUGUAUAUAUAUUAAAUGUAUUUUGUAUAUGCUGAUAUUUGAUGAAGUGCUGAAUAAAUGAUAAACAUUAAAAUAUUUUUGCACACAAAUGUCUUUCUUAUGCAUAAAACAAUUAACAAUUUCCUGUUUAAUACAACUUAAAAAAUUUAUAAAUUUGAAAUAUAUUUAGAAAAAAAGGAUUUACUACAAAAGCUUAUCUACAGUUUUAAUGUUAAAGAUUACUUGACGCAAGUUUGAAUGUGUAUCUCAUGAAUGAACAAAUGUAUGAAAAGAGCUUUUUGAUUCAUGGAUCAAUGCUGUCUUAAGUUGAAAAGAAUAUAUAUUUUAAAAUAUAAGGAGACAGCAACUAAUAUAAGGAAAGAAAAAGUGGAAUGUUACAUCAUUACUUUAACUUAAUAUGAUUAUGAUGUCUGUUGUACUAAAUAUUGUAAACCUAUUUAGAACCAUCAUAUGAUGAUGACUUAAACUGUAUACUUUGGAGUGUAAAUGUACUAUUUUUUAAAAAGUUACUUUUAUUUAUAACUUAUUUGUUUAUUUAAAUGAAAAUUAUUGACUUAAUUUAUUUUCAUGUGUCUGUACAACGAUAAUUUUCCAAGCCAAGCAAAACUUGGAAAAUAGUUAUGGGACUUGACCAUCAUCAGUCUUUUAGUUUUUCCUCUACAUUGAUCACUAGCAUGUCAUCACCAAGGUUGCCAUUUCAAACCACUGCAUGUGGAUAGAUUUAUAUUACUCCAAUUUUAAAUGAAAAGAAGGAUUGCCAGUUUGACUGAUAAAGGAUGUAGUUCACUACAUGAGUAUUCUGGCUUUCUCCAUCUUUGACACUGAAUUUUAUGAUAAAGUCUAGGCAACUGAAGGUUGAGUCAAAUAUCAACAAAUACUCACAGUAAAAUGCAAAGGCACAUUUACACAUAGGAUUAUUCAUUGUUUGAUUCAAUAACCCUUUGCAGCAACUUCGGUGCUUUACUCAACAUCAUCAAAUAAAGAGGGAUUGAAAGUCAUAAAGAUGUGUUAAGUACUUUUAAGAACAAAAAUAUAAAGAUAAAUGAUUAAGUCUAAAUUUUCCUUGCAAUUUUUAUUAAAUGUGUAUUUUAUUUAAGUACUUUAGUAACAAAAAUAUAAAGAUAAAUGACUAAGUCUAAAUUUUCCUUGCACUUUUUUUUAAAAUGUGUAUUUUAUGUAGUAGAGAUAUAAAAGUAUAUUUGCACAGAGUAUAUAAAUGUUUUGACUGUUAUGGUAAGGGAUAUGAAAGUUGUAAUGAUGUAUGAAUGUAGAUUCACUGCACAAUGUGUCAUUAACUCAAAGCGAUCUUGUGAUAUCAUCAUGUCAUUUAGGUAUAGUUGUAAACGUAUGGUGUGAGUUGUUAAUGAACAGAAAUAUUUUGUCUAAAUAAAAUAUCUUUAUGUUA